Dioscorea cayenensis subsp. rotundata (Guinea yam) is the source of this 1451-nucleotide messenger RNA. Its product is annotated as seipin-1-like. Gene Ontology annotation, biological process: lipid storage; lipid droplet organization. Gene Ontology annotation, cellular component: endoplasmic reticulum membrane. Bases 189 to 1370 code for a protein of 393 amino acids. The record is from RefSeq and is a predicted model, not a curated record. NCBI's taxonomy places the organism in Eukaryota, Viridiplantae, Streptophyta, Magnoliopsida, Dioscoreales, Dioscoreaceae. The transcript is spliced from 2 exons.
UAAAAAAAAUUAAAAAAAAAAAUUACCACUCCACAAUAAAAUAUUCCUUUCUCAUUAUUCAAAUCACACGUGCCACACGCAGCACGACCUUCUUUUGCCAUGUGUCUUCAACCGCCAAAACCAGAGCUCCGGCGAACCUUCAAAUUCUCCACCCCCUUCUCUCUCUCUCUCUCUCUCAUUCCUCCACCAUGGAUCGACGAAGCCACCGCCACAACCUCUCCACCGCCACUAUCCCUCCGGUAAAGAACGAUCUCGCCGGCGAUCACAACUACAGCUCGCCGCCGGCCCCGUGGCUCCUCGACCUGAUCGCUUACCAGGUGGAUCUCAUCACCACUCUUCUUCUCUUCCUCAUCUCCCCCUUUUUCACCUCCCUGUCCGACCCCCACUCCGCCGCAUCCCGUGUCCGAUUCCUCCUCCGCCGGCUCGUCUUCGGCUUCAUCGGCGCGUUAUACGCCGGUGCAGCCCUCCUCGCCGUCGCCGCUGCGGCGGCGCUGCUUGGCCUCGUGCUUGUCAAGCUUUGGGCUGAUGAGCCUGUGAUCGUGCGUGAGCCCUUGUAUUUUGAUUACACGGAGCCUUUGCCGAGUGCUAGGGUUUCUUUGAGAGAUGGAAACGGGAGGCCUGUUCCGGCCGGCCAUGCAGUUCGCGCUUCGCUCCAGCUCGUGAUGCCUGAAUCCGAUUACAAUAUCCAUGUCGGCAUUUUCCAGGUGAACGCAGAAGCACUUUCAUCAAAGGGAAACAUUAUAGCAACAUCUAGCCAACCAUGCAUGAUGAGGUUCCGAAGUCUUCCUGUUCGACUAACACAUACAUUCUUAAUGGGUGUUCCUCUCUUGCUAGGAAUGUCCACUGAGAGCCAGGAGAUGAUCGUUGAAAUACUAAGAUACAAGGAAAGUAAUCAGAAAACCGAGAUGAUAAGAAUUAAGUUAAUGCCAAGAGCAGGAACCUCCGAUCUCCCACAGAUUUACUCGGCAGUAAUCCACAUAACCUCACAGCUUCCUUGGACAAAAGAAUUAGUUUACAAUUGGAAGUGGACUGUCUAUGUGUGGAGCUCCUUGUUUGUAUACGUAUUUCUUUUGACUAUCCUGGUUUGCUAUUACAAAUCGUUUUUUGUACCAAGAUGGAGCCCGCUGAUGGACCAACCUCCGGAAGUUGCAACAGAUGAAAGUUAUACCUUGAGAGAUGGAGAACAAUCUGAUGCUUUGUAUGAUAAGUUAAGGAAGUGGCAAUUACGGCAUAGGAUCAAAAGGAAAGCACCGGCACUGGGUGAAUCUCCUCUGGAACUUGCGGAGGGUUAUUCUUCGAGCACAAGUGAAGCAGUGAAUGACUCGAGUGAAUUUGCAGCAUCUGAGUCUUCAGUGUGUACUGGCGGUUAAAAUGUUGAUGGUACCCUUGCUUAAUUUGCUGUUGUAUGAUAAACAUGUAAAUUAUAAAGUCAUGUUUCUGGUUAUAUACCU